This is a messenger RNA of Cryptotermes secundus, 846 nucleotides long. RefSeq lists its product as uncharacterized. Lineage: Eukaryota; Metazoa; Arthropoda; Insecta; Blattodea; Kalotermitidae. The record is from RefSeq and is a predicted model, not a curated record. Bases 1 to 846 code for a protein of 281 amino acids. The transcript has a single exon.
AUGGCGACCGUUGACAGCACGACAACAACCGAGGCCCCGAGAGUGACUGUGCGACUCCCGCCGUUCUGGGCCGAGCAGCCUGCCGUAUGGUUCGCCCAAGCUGAGGCACAGUUUUCAUUGGCCAACAUCAGAGACGAACAAACGAAAUUUUAUUACACAAUCUCGCAGCUGGACCAACGUUAUGCGGCAAGCGUCGCGGACAUCAUCACCGCACCGCCCGAACAUAAUUCCUACGCCACGCUCAGGGCCGAGCUCGUGGGGCGGCUGACCCCCUCGAAGGAGCAACGCAUCCACCAACUCAUCACGGUCGAGGAGAUGGGUGACCGUAAACCGUCGCAGUUCUUGAGGCAUCUCAGAACCCUCGCCCCCGACAUGCCCGAGUAUAUCCUGCGCACCAUCUGGUCCAGUCGGCUGCCUCCCCACAUAAGGACCAUACUCGCCGGCCAAAAUGAUUGCAGUUUGGAAGCCGCCGCCCGCUGCGCAGACCGCAUCACUGAGGCUGCACCACAACCGGCGCUCGCUAGCGUGGGGCCAUCGCCCAACGCCGCACUCAGGGAAGAAAUAGAGGACCUCUCCCGACAGGUGGCAGCACUCCGGGCCGAGCAGAACCGCCCCCGCAACAGCCCCAGAGACCCUCCGCCCAACUCCAAAGAGCAUCCUCCCAACCCCAGAGACCCCCGCUACAGAACCAGGUUCUCCCACCCAGUUACCAGGAACUACCACACACACAACCGAUCCCCUUCCCGAGACGACCCCGCAUCCACCCUCUGCUGGUACCAUCGUCGAUUCGGGGCCCGGGCACAAAGGUGUACCUCACCCUGUGACUACCACCAGCAGGGAAACUAA